AAAUUUUAUUUACACAGGAUGAUAUGUGGACUGCCAUAAGCCAAUCAUUAAAUGCUACUGGAAAUGGACCGCAAAAGCAAGGCAAAGAAUGGCAAAAGACAUGGAGGGACUGGAAAUCAAAUGUAUUAAAAAAAUGCGCCCAAAAUAAAAGUUACGCUGGCGGUACAGGCGGAGGACCACCAAAGAUUCUUAAAUUAACAGAACUAGAAGAAAAUUUAUUAGAAAUCAUAGAUCCGGAAGCAGCUGGUUUGCCUGAGAUACCUGAAGGAGGAAAUUUUAGUAGAAUUAAACAGAAAAAGUCUGCACCUAAUGAUACAAUCUCAAAAAGAUCCUCGAACGAAUCUGCUAGUUUGCUUCAGAUAUCUGAAGCAGGAAAUUUUAGUAGAAUUAGACCGAGAGAGUCUGCACUUAAUGAUACAAUUUCGAAAAGAUCUUUGAAAGAAUCUUUUUAUACAAAUGAAGGAUCAUGUAAGACUGUGCAAGAACAAAACUCAUCUAUUGCUGCGCAAAUAAAAAGAGUAUAUACAUAUAUGUGCAUUCGAAUAUAAUACA
This is a messenger RNA of Nylanderia fulva, 552 nucleotides long. Lineage: Eukaryota; Metazoa; Arthropoda; Insecta; Hymenoptera; Formicidae. The record is from RefSeq and is a predicted model, not a curated record.